Globicephala melas (long-finned pilot whale) is the source of this 969-nucleotide messenger RNA. It is a transcript of the gene ARG1, whose product is annotated as arginase 1. The record is from RefSeq and is a predicted model, not a curated record. Lineage: Eukaryota; Metazoa; Chordata; Mammalia; Artiodactyla; Delphinidae. Gene Ontology annotation, molecular function: manganese ion binding; arginase activity. Gene Ontology annotation, cellular component: cytoplasm; cytosol; nucleus.
AUGAGUUCCAAGCCAAAAUCCAUAGGGAUCAUCGGAGCUCCUUUCUCAAAGGGCCAGCCACGAGGUGGGGUGGAAGAAGGCCCUACAGUAUUGAGGAAGGCUGGUCUGCUUGAGAAACUUAAAGAACUAGAGUGUGAUGUGAAAGAUUAUGGGGCCCUGACCUUUGCUGAUGUCCCUAAUGACAGUCCCUUUCAAAUCGUGAAGAAUCCAAGGUCUGUGGGAAAAGCAAGUGAACAGCUGGCUGAUGUGGUGGCAGAAAUCAAGAGGAACGGAAGGACCAGUCUUGUACUGGGCGGAGACCACAGUUUGGCAAUUGGCAGCAUCUCUGGCCAUGCCAGGGUCCACCCAGAUCUCUGUGUCAUUUGGGUGGAUGCUCACACCGACAUCAACACUCCACUGACAACCACAACUGGGAACUUACAUGGACAACCUGUAUCUUUCCUCCUGAAGGAACUAAAGGGAAAGAUUCCCGAUGUCCCAGGAUUCUCCUGGGUGACUCCCUGCCUAUCUGCCAAAGAUAUUGUGUAUAUUGGCCUGAGAGACGUGGACCCUGGGGAACACUACAUUUUGAAAAUUCUGGGAAUUAAAUACUUUUCAAUGACUGAAGUGGAUAAACUGGGAAUUGGCAAGGUGAUGGAAGAAGCAUUCAGCUAUCUACUAGGAAGAAAGAAAAGGCCAAUUCAUUUGAGCUUUGAUGUUGAUGGACUGGACCCGUCUUUCACACCAGCUACUGGCACACCAGUCCAGGGAGGUCUGUCUUACAGAGAAGGUCUCUACAUCACAGAAGAAAUUUACAAAACAGGGCUACUGUCAGGAUUAGAUAUAAUGGAAGUGAAUCCAUCUCUGGGGAAGACACCAGAAGAAGUAACUCGGACAGUGAACACAGCAGUAGCAAUAACCUUGGCUUGCUUUGGAGCUGCUCGGGAGGGUAACCAUAAGCCUACUGAUUACCUUAACCCGCCUAAGUAA